GGUACGUACCCUCAAGGUCCCACUCGACCGGAGAAGGUGUGUCCUAACCGGGAUUGUCCGUCACCCAACCUUAAACCAAGCAAGUCCAAGCUUUAAAAAAGCUUCCCGAGGUUUUUACAUCUCAUCAUAAAAAUAACCCUCACCUUACGGACACGGGACACCACAAGCCCAUUGAAUCUCCCACCCCCCGCAAACCUAGUAACGAUACUUCGCACCUUUGAAGGCUUAUUCGAUGCCCUCAUGUUGCGGACAUCGUUGCGAUCUGUCAGGGCAGUAGGCAGCAGGCCUAUCACUGCUGCCCCUGCCCAUCAAUGGCAGCCCACAAUCGCGAGAUCAGCUUCGAGGAGAUGCUAUGCCAAUGACAAGAAACCUUCGAUAAACGACCCGACGCCCGCGAAGUUACCUACCUCUGAGACAACCACUGCUGCGUCGAGCGAUCCUCCCUCGUUAAAGACGGAAUCCAAGGUUGCCUCCUCGACCAUCGACUCCAAAGCAGUCCCUCAAACACCACCACCUCCUCCGUCCGCGCCAAAAGCUCCAGUAGAGAAGACACCUCCACCACCGCCUCCACCUGUUCGGAGAAAGAAGGGAUUCUUCCGCCGACUGCGUAAUUACAUUGUGAACUUAAUACUUCUAGGUGCCCUGACAUUCGGUGGUGGUGUGUGGUAUUCACGUAUAAACGACAACUUCCAUGACUUCUUUACCGAAUACGUACCGUUCGGCGAGCAGGCCGUCCUCUACUUCGAAGAACUUGAUUACAAGAAGCGAUACCCCGGCGGUUUAACCAUUGGUGGUCGAUCUAAGGAUACGGGCGAGAAGGUGAAGAUAUCCCCUCAGAGUGGCGCGUCAUGGCGAGUAGCAGAUACUGGUGAGCCUGCUAGCAGGCAAACUAGCGCGAUGCGAGAUAUCGCCGCUAGCAAGAGUGCUGCUUCUGCCCCCGCGUCUGAGAAGGAAGCGAAACCCGAGGGCAAGAAGACUACUGCGAAGUCUGGCGAACCACCAAAGGGAGCCGUUUCCGAUAAUGCUGCUGCUGCCGCGUCCCAGGCUGUUGAGAAGCAUACUUCUCCGCAAGCUCCAGCCAAGAAGGAAAAGAAGGAUGCCGCCGCCUUUGUACCGCCUGAAGUUGAUGAGCCUUCUCGGUUCCCCCCUCCUACUCCCAUUGACCCCCUAAAUGUCAAUGGCGCCGAUGAGCCUGUAGUACAGGACCUAGUUAAGAUGCUUAAUGACAUCAUCACAGUUAUCAAUGCCGACAACUCCGAUGAACGAUUUUCCUCCACUAUUGGCAAGGCUAAGAACGAACUUAGCAGGGUGGCUUCCAGAAUCCGUGAACUAAAAUAUAGGGCCGAAAAAGAUGCCGCCUCGCAGGUUGCGACUAAAGUCAAGGAGUUCGAGGGUGCUGCCAGUCAACUAGUUGGUCACGUGGAGACGGUGUUGGAUGCGCAGGAGAGACAAUGGAGAGCAGAGUUUGAGGAAGAGAUGAGGCGUAUCCAGUCAACCUACGAUGCACGAAUCCAGACGGAGUUAGAACGAGAGAAGAAAGUUAACGAGGAGAAGCUCAAGAACCAACUCCUAGAACAGGCUGUAGGUCUAAAACGACAAUUCUUACGAGAAGUUAAGGACCGAGUCGAGGAUGAGCGAAAUGGCAGACUUGGCAAGCUAGAGCAGUUAAGCUCUGCUGUUACGGAACUCGAGAAGCUUACGACGGGAUGGAAUGAUGUGGUUGAUCUAAAUCUCAAGACGCAACAAUUGCACGUGGCGGUUGAGGCCGUUCGUGCUAGUCUCAGCGACGACGAGCACCCGCGACCUUUCGUUCGGGAAUUGGUAGCGUUGAAGGAGAUCGCGACGGAUGACCCGGUUGUUAAUGCGGCAAUUGGGUCGAUCAACCCCUCUGCGUACCAGCGGGGUAUCGCAACGCCUUCUCAACUUAUCGACCGAUUCCGCAGAGUUGCCCAAGAGGUGCGCAAGGCGAGCCUUCUACCGGAAGAUGCUGGUGUGGCAUCUCACGCGUCCAGCUAUGUCUUGAGCAGGGUUAUGUUCAAGAAGCAGGGUCUAGCAACUGGUGACGACGUCGAGAGUGUGCUCACUCGCACCCAGACUCUUCUAGAGGAGGGCAACCUCGAUGCUGCUGCCCGCGAGAUGAAUGGUCUUCAGGGAUGGGCGAGGACGUUGAGUCGCGAUUGGUUGGCUGAGGUUAGGAAGGUGUUGGAGGUACAGCAAGCGCUUGAGGUAAAUUCUCUUCUUCAGGCCCCUAUUCAACUCUUAAGAUGGGAUGAAAUCAGAUGGAACGCUAACUAAUGAAUGCAGGUCAUCUCUACGGAAGCCCGACUACAGAGCUUAAGGGUGGAAUAACCAGGCCACGGAAGGGAAAAAUACAGGGAGAAAUAAAUAGAGGCGGAAGCAUCAUAUUCUUUU
Hypoxylon trugodes is the source of this 2412-nucleotide messenger RNA. Its product is annotated as mitochondrial inner membrane protein-domain-containing protein. NCBI's taxonomy places the organism in Eukaryota, Fungi, Ascomycota, Sordariomycetes, Xylariales, Hypoxylaceae. Gene Ontology annotation, biological process: cristae formation. The record is from RefSeq and is a predicted model, not a curated record. The transcript is spliced from 2 exons. Bases 241 to 2295 code for a protein of 684 amino acids. Gene Ontology annotation, cellular component: MICOS complex.